UUUUUAAAUCGAAUAAUCGUACAUAAAUUCAUUAAACGGCAUUGUUUAUGUUUGGAGCUAGUUGUAAAUAUUUAUUAAAGUCAAUGAGGAAAUUCGUGGGUGUAAUUCGUAAACGCGCAACAUUACAAAUGUUUGUGGCUAUAGCCAUCUAUCGAUCCUCGGAAGUAUUCUCGGCCGUUCGAAACGUUCCGAAACAAUUUCAGACGUGACUUGAGCUUUUCGAAAACAAUAUAGAGAACGUAAAGUGAAAUGAUGAAAUGUAAACUGUAACGAGUACGGUGCGAUAAAGAGCGUAAAAAGGAAGAUAAAAGAAGAGAGAAAAGAGCCGUGACUGUUGCAGCAAUAAGCAAGAGGCAGAGCACAAGGGUUACGGUUAAUCGCAGCCUGGAGGGAGCAAGAGACCGGGUGACUGUGGACUGCAGGCUGUGGGCUGCGAGUAGCAGGCACGGGCCAGUCAGUCCACCAAACAAAACAUGGACGCCGUAGAAAUAAAUACAUCGGAUUCGUCACAAAACGAAGAAGGCAUCGUCUCCACGGUAGAAAUAUGCCGUGUUUGCCUUCUUGGUAAUUUAGUGAUGAGAGACUUGUUUCUGGAGAACGAGGUUGAUUCUCUUUCAGCAAAAGCGAUGAGUUUCGCCAAUGUUAAGAUGUUACCCGGGGAUGGUUUACCGUCCCGCGUCUGCUGCAUGUGCGCAGACAAGCUAGAAUCCGCGUACGAAUUUAAGUUACAAGUGGAACAAGCAGACACAGUUCUUAGAGAAAGAUUUGUCACUAUGAACAUAAAGGAGGAGCUGUUCUUCAAUGAAGUUGAAGUACAUCUAGAUGCUGGAGAACGAAACGAGGGUAUAGGGGAGAUACAUAUAGAUAAUCAUUAUCAGAACAACACGGGAAGCCUAGCACCCAUGAGCCAAGAAGAGAAAUCAUCUCUCUUAAAGGAUCAGUUGGCUCUGUUACAAGUGGAAAAGCUGACUGAAAAUGAACAGGCUAUGAGAGAACAGAACAAUGGUCAAGCAAUGGAAGAAGUAAUUGAUCAAACAAUUACAACAGAACAAACGUCAGAGGAUUGUCUGAAUCACGAGGAGGAGGCUGUAAAAGCGAUCGCGGAGGCCGCCAAAGGAGACGAUGAAAUGUUGAAGCACCAAAGUAGGGAUAAUAAUUACAUCGAGAGGAUUCCACCCAUGGAACACGAUUAUAUACUGCAACAAGAAUGUAUAUUGUCCAAUGAUGGUCAACAGGAGCAGCAAGAGCAACAACAGCAACAGCAGCAGCAGCUUAACGAUUCCGAGGAAUCGUUUCCCCGCGAGGAUUGCGCGGAAUAUGUAAAUUUAUUGGUAAAGGCGGCCGAUGUGACGAGUCAGGAAGAUGAAGACGAAGAGGAACAAGAAGAGCCGGACGAUGCAAAAAUGGAUAUUAAAAUAGAAGAACAUUCUAUCUGUCAGAACGAAACAAGAAGAAGUAAACGUAAAUUGGCUCGACGAAGCUUCGACGCGAAACAGAAUUCCGACGAAGAAAAUUAUUUUGAAAAUCUAAAUUUAAGCUCGAGAUUGAAAACCGUCGAGCCCUCUGAUAAAUCUGACAAAGUAUUCUUCCUCUGUUAUCUCUGCGACAAGGAGUUCCUGUCGAAGAGCGUUUUGAAGGAACAUAUGCACUCUCACGAGGAAGUUAGAAAAGCGUUGUCCUUAAAAAAACCAUCAGAAACACCUGAAAAGAGUGUAUGCAAUGUGGCGAAGUCGCCUCCAUCGGGUAAAAGAUCCAACAAAUGCCCUUACUGUGGCAAACAGUACAUCUACAUAAUUUCGUAUAGCAAACAUUUGAAGAAGCACGAACGAGAGAAGGAAGAGGGUAAGGAGGACCCGAUGCCGUUAGAAAUCUCGUUUCACGAGGACGAGCACAGUUUGGACCUCGAGGAUUACGAGGACGCGCAGCAUUCGAAUUCCGAGUGUCGGAAAAGAGCUAAGAGGAAAGACAGUUUCGCUAGAACGAAGACGAAGAAAAUAGAAGACGACGACGACGACGACGACGAUGAGGAUGAAGAGCAUGGACAAGACGAGGACGAAGACGAGGAAGGAGAGAACCGAGAGGAGAAAGGCAGUAAUUCGACCAGAGAAGAGGAACAAGAAAAUCAAAGCAUGGAAACUUUUCCGUUCGCUUGCGACAAAUGCUCGCAGAAAUUCCAUACGAAGCGUGGUCUACGAAAACACUCCGUUUCGCACGUUGUCCUUAAAUGCAGUAUCUGCGAGGAGGAGUUCGAUUCGAUGGAGAAGCUAAGGAACCAUCGUGCGAAGCAUGUCGUCGAAGGCGUGUUGAGCGAGCAGGAUUUCGAAGCCGAUACGACAGAAUACACCAUCGAAAAAGAGAGCGGAGAUUACGGAAUGGAGAGGAAAGAAAGCGGGGAAAGAAUCGAAGACGAAGAUGGUGGCGAAGCGGGGCGUGUUGAAUUAGAGAACGGGUCUGGGAAAAGCGACAGAAACACAGAGACACAGGGGCACGAGUAUAGUUGCAAGGCGUGCUGUCAGCGGUUCCCGAGGAAAGAUUUGUUGCUGAAGCACGUGGAACAGCAGCACGAACGCGUGAAAAGUUUCAAGUGUACCCAGUGUAACAAAACGUUCGGUAACGAGCUUACAUUGAGAAAUCAUCUCAUAGCAACCAAUCACAAAACUUUCAUUCAUGGACAAGAGUACGAUCCUAACAAGCGGAUCAAACGAGUCGCCGCGAGAGCGGCGCAGAAGAUCAUCGAUAAGAUUAAAACGGAGGACGGUUUGGAGGAUUACGACGAGGAGGACGAGGAGGACGAUAACAACCUCAGGGCGGAUCGCGUCGGUUCCAUGGACGGAAAUUAUGGUCGGGGUAAACGGGAUAAUUCCCAGAAGAAGCACAAUAACAAGAAGGAGCUGGAAUGUGUAAGUUGCAAUAAGAAAUGUUGCUCGAAACAGUCGUUGGCUAAACAUAUGGAGCAGCAUGUGAAGGAUGAACGAGUGGUUAAAUUGGAGAAGCAGAAACAACCGACAGAGAAGAAGGGACAGAGGAACUGUGCCAGCGACGAUGUCGAUGGGGAGAAGAAAGAUGACGAUUACGACUCGGAUUUCGAGAGCGGAUUGGACUGGCCGAUGGACAAUCACGAGUGUGCUAAAUGUAAGAAACGGUACAGUACGAAAAAGUCGUUGCUGCGGCAUCAGUUGUUGCACGAGGAGCCAAACUUCGAAUGCGACAUCUGCAAUGUUAAAUUCUACCGUAAGGAUAAACUGAAGGCUCACUACGACAAAUGCUCGGAGAAGAAUCCCGAUCAAGUAAGGAAGUGCAAUAUCUGCGGGGACAGUUUCGAGAACAAUGAAAUUCUAAGGGAGCAUAGAUCUAAGCACGUUACCGAAGGUAUCCUCACGGAGGAGGAUCUAAGAGACAUAGAACCGCGACCGGAGGAGAAAAAGCCGGGUGAGAAGAUCGGCCGGAAGAGAAGAACCGAUAUCGUCGGUCUGGAAUGCACGGAAUGUAACAAACAGUACACAUCGAGGAAAGGAUUGUUGCGUCACAUUCAAGUUCACGAGGGGAAGAAAUACCUCUGCGACAUAUGCCCGAAAAAGUUCUACAGAAGGGAACAUUUGAAGAUACACGUAGCCAAGCAUAACAUGAUCAAACCGUACAAAUGCACGCGUUGCACCAAGCGUUUCAUUAAAGAGGAACAAUUGACUAAUCAUUUGUCGAAGCACGAUCGAACGUUCAAGAAGAACAAAGAAACGGAUAGUUCGAAGAGAUUUCUUUGCGAGAUCUGUUCGAAAAGCUUCACCCAAUCGACCACGUUGAUCGCUCAUCUCAGAGCGCACAAUGGUAUAAAACCGUACGUUUGCGAGGUUUGUUCUCGACCGUUCACAACGAACGCCUACUUGAAGAUGCACAUGAGAACGCAUACGCAGGAACGGCCGUACAUUUGUCAGUACUGUUCGCGGGCAUUCGCCAGGGCUGAUACGCUUGCCAAUCAUUUGACCUCGCACACAGGCGAGGCGAAGUAUCAUUGCAAAUACUGUCCGAAGAAUUUCCGUCGUCUUAAGUCCUUGAAAGAGCAUGUUUUCAUUCACACCGGCCAGAGGCCUUACGCUUGUCCGACCUGUGAUCGACGUUUCAACAACAACGGCAGUCGCUAUGCUCACAGCAAAAGGUGUAAACAGAAUUUCGUUCAAAAUCAGAAUCGCGGUCAGGCGUUGACCACACAACCGCAGUCGAUUCAAACUCAACAAAAAGUGUUGCAACAAGCUACGCUUGGACAGUGUCAAGUAGUGAAGGCGCAGAAUAUUAAGACGAUCACUAUUACCAGGCAGUCCGAACCGAUCACUGCGCAACAAGUGAUGCAACACCAGGAGAUACUAAUGCCUUUGAUUCUUCCCCUUACAGUAACCCUCGCCGACGUUGGCGAGGAGGUUAUAUUACCAGAGGGAAGUAAAAUAUUUACUACAACUUAAAUCGACAUCAUCCUUCUUUCGUCGCAUUCAUAUGCUCUUCGCAUUUCGUUCAGAUUCCCUUACCUCGCUUCCUAUCGUUUCCAUCGAUACUUUGCUCCUAACCUAACUCGUUCAUUUAAUGAGAAAUUAAUAAUUUAUCCGUGCUAUGUAACUGGUACGAAGGAGGGAAGAAAGAAGCAACAAAUUUAGAGACGAUGUAACCGAAACGAUAGAGCGUUUGAUUUUGUAUUAUACGUUGUAUAUCUUUCUUAUAUUCUUCUAUAUUUAGUUACGAGAAAAAGUUACAAAGUUUAUGGGAGUUGGAUGAAGUUGAAUAGGAGUUGAUACUUCUUUCUUCGCGUGUCUGUUCGUUCUAACGAUUCUUCGGUAUUGACAUCAACGUUUGAUCAUUUUAUUUCGGCACUUGCCUUCAUUGUUACUUGUUUUCUAAUAGAUUGAACUCGACUUACGGACACGCGAAUGUAUGUAAAAUAUUUACAUACGUAGACUCGACGUGUAGACGCAUUUUCAUAUAUUUGAAAAAAAAAAAAAAAAAAAAA
Messenger RNA from Osmia lignaria (orchard mason bee), 4990 nucleotides. RefSeq lists its product as uncharacterized. Gene Ontology annotation, biological process: regulation of transcription by RNA polymerase II. The record is from RefSeq and is a predicted model, not a curated record. Lineage: Eukaryota; Metazoa; Arthropoda; Insecta; Hymenoptera; Megachilidae. Gene Ontology annotation, molecular function: zinc ion binding; DNA-binding transcription factor activity, RNA polymerase II-specific. Gene Ontology annotation, cellular component: nucleus.